AGCUUGAUAUUUAUUUCUUCAGGACCAGGAGCUUGUACCAGCCUAAAUUCUUAUUGCAGGUACACAGGAAAAGAUAUGAGGCCAUUGUACACUAGACUGGCAACCACUAUAAAAUUACCAUAUUGCCACUACCCUCUCCCUCGUCUUCUCUCUCUGGAAUCCCCAUUCUUUCUCUCCUUUCCUCCUCCAAAGCAAAACCCGUCUUUGAAAAAUUCGAACUACCAAGUGAGACAAACACGCAGAGCUAGACCCAUAAUAAGAAAAGCAUUAAUGGCUUCAGCGACUGAGGCAGAGGCACAGACUAAACCAUUCUCAGUCCUCUUUGUGUGCCUUGGCAAUAUCUGUAGAAGCCCAGCUGCUGAAGGUGUCUUCAGAGACUUGGUCAAGAAAAAGGGUCUUGAUUCCAAGCUCACCAUUGACUCUGCCGGUACCAUCAAUUACCAUGAGGGAAAUGAAGCAGACCCAAGAAUGAGGGCUGCCUCUAAAAAGCGUGGAGUCGAGAUAACCUCGAUAUCAAGGCCAAUAAAACCGUCGGAUUUCAGAGACUUCGAUCUGAUACUUGCAAUGGACAAGCAAAACAGAGAGGAUAUACUUGGGGCUUUUGAGAGGUGGAGUCAUAGAGAGACCUUACCUGCUGAUGCACAUAAGAAGGUUAGGUUAAUGUGCUCCUAUUGUAAGAGGCAUAAUGAAACCGAAGUCCCAGAUCCUUACUAUGGUGGAUCACAUGGCUUCGAAAAGGUUUUAGAUUUACUCGAAGAUGCUUGUGAGUCGCUAUUGGGAAGCAUUUUGGCAGAGAACAGUCACCUUUUGGAUUCUUAGCCCCUCUUGAAAGUGAUGAACCAGAUCCACUGUUCUGUUGUGCAUAGAAAAUUGUUUUCUGCUAAAAGAUCCCUUGUUCAUCAUGCCAAACCCACAUCUAACUAUAGUGAACCCAUUGUGGUCACUGUGGCGGCCUAUUGUUUUUCUGAUAUUAUUCAUUGAUUGGGAUGUCCUUUUGAGCAAAUAGAACUUUGAGAUACUUAAAUUCCCGAUGGAAAAAUAUAUGUAUGCACUUUUCAUUCAGUUGGGUCGUACAUUGUUAUAUUACCCUAUGUUUUGCAUCUUGGUUGGUAUAUGAGGA
Molecule: messenger RNA, 1120 nt
Organism: Ilex paraguariensis (yerba mate)
Lineage: Eukaryota; Viridiplantae; Streptophyta; Magnoliopsida; Aquifoliales; Aquifoliaceae
Source: the annotation of a GenBank genome assembly